AUGAUGAACAGCUACCCAGACGGCGAGGAGGACGCGGUGGCGCUGCUGGCUCAUGAUACCGGCGGCAGCAAGGAACCGGAGCGGGUCAAGGAGGAGCUGGGCGCCGAGAAGGGCCCCGAGAAGCCGGACCCCUCGCAGAAGCCCCCCUACUCCUACGUGGCCCUGAUCGCCAUGGCCAUCCGGGAGAGCGCGGAGAAGAGGCUCACACUGUCCGGGAUCUACCAGUACAUCAUCAGCAAGUUCCCUUUCUACGAGAAGAACAAGAAGGGCUGGCAGAACAGCAUCCGCCACAACCUCAGCCUCAACGAAUGCUUCAUCAAGGUGCCCCGGGAGGGCGGCGGCGAGCGCAAGGGCAACUAUUGGACCCUGGAUCCCGCCUGCGAGGACAUGUUCGAGAAGGGCAACUACCGCCGGAGGCGAAGGAUGAAACGGCCUUUCCGGCCGCCCCCAUCCCAUUUCCAGCCCGGCAAGACCCUCUUCAGCCCCGACAGCUACGGCUACCUCUCCCCGCCCAAGUACUUGCAGUCCACCUUCAUGAACAACUCGUGGCCGCUGGCGCAGCCCCCCGCGCCCAUGCCCUACGCCUCCUGCCAGAUGUCUGGUGGGAACGUCAGCCCCGUCAAUGUGAAAGGACUUUCGGGCCCGGCGUCCUACGGCCCCUACUCGCGGGUACAGAGCAUGGCGCUGCCCAGCAUGGUGAACUCCUACAACGGCAUGGGCCACCACCACCACCACCCGCAUGCCCAUCACCCCCAGCAGCUCAGCCCGGCCAGCCCCGCGCCGCCCGCGGCCCCGGCGGCGAACGGAGCCGGCCUCCAGUUCGCCUGCGCCCGCCAGCCCGCCGAGCUGUCCAUGAUGCACUGUUCCUACUGGGAGCACGACAGCAAACACAGCGCCCUUCACUCCCGCAUAGACAUCUAGGGCGGCUCCGGCCGAUCGCCCCCUGCCCUUGCACCG
Strigops habroptila (Kakapo) is the source of this 957-nucleotide messenger RNA. RefSeq names its product forkhead box L2 (gene FOXL2). The coding region runs from base 1 to 921 and encodes 306 amino acids. Gene Ontology annotation, molecular function: DNA-binding transcription factor activity, RNA polymerase II-specific; RNA polymerase II cis-regulatory region sequence-specific DNA binding. Gene Ontology annotation, biological process: cell differentiation; anatomical structure morphogenesis; regulation of transcription by RNA polymerase II. The record is from RefSeq and is a predicted model, not a curated record. NCBI's taxonomy places the organism in Eukaryota, Metazoa, Chordata, Aves, Psittaciformes, Psittacidae. The transcript has a single exon.